GACCGGGAUCUACCAGGGGAUUUGUUUUGUCAGCUCAUGAAGAAUGAUCCUUCGAUCAUCAAAGGAGCAGAGAUGCUGAUGCUGGGAGAAAUGUUGACACUCCCUCAGAAUUUUGGAAAUAUUUUCUUGGGCGAGACCUUCUCCAGCUAUAUUAGUGUACACAAUGACAGCAGCCAGGUGGUCAAAGACAUUCUAGUGAAGGCUGAUCUGCAGACAAGCUCCCAGAGGCUCAACCUGUCUGCGUCCAGCGCAGCCGUCUCAGAGCUCCAGCCCGACUGCUGCAUCGACGACGUCAUCCACCAUGAGGUCAAGGAGAUCGGCACUCACAUAUUGGUUUGUGCUGUCAGUUACACCACCCAGUCAGGGGAGAAGAUGUACUUCAGGAAGUUCUUCAAAUUCCAGGUCCUGAAGCCACUGGAUGUCAAGACCAAGUUCUACAACGCAGAGAGCGAGCUCAGCUCCGUGACAGAUGAGGUGUUUCUGGAAGCGCAGAUCCAGAACAUCACCACGUCACCCAUGUUCAUGGAGAAGGUGUCUCUGGAGCCGUCCUUGAUGUACAGUGUCACAGAACUGAACAACGUGACUGAAGGGGACGAAGGAGAGUCCACCUUCGGUAAGAUGUCCUACCUGCAGCCCAUGGACACGCGGCAAUACCUCUACUGCCUAAAGCCCAAGCCCGAGUUCGCUGAGAAGGCCGGGGUCAUUAAGGGCGUGACGGUCAUUGGCAAGCUGGACAUUGUGUGGAAGACCAACCUCGGCGAGAGGGGGCGCCUGCAGACCAGUCAGCUCCAGAGGAUGGCCCCGGGUUAUGGAGACGUGAGGCUCUCGCUGGAGUACAUCCCAGACACGGUCAACAUAGAGGAGCCCUUUGACAUCACCUGUAAAAUCACAAACUGCAGCGAGAGGACAAUGGACCUGGUUCUAGAGAUGUGCAACAGCAGAUCCAUCCACUGGUGCGGUGUGUCGGGCAGACAGGCGGGGAAACUGGGUCCUAGUGCCUCCCUCUCGAUCCCCCUCCGAUUGCUGGCCUCAGUGCAGGGCUUACAGAGUGUGUCUGGCCUGAGGCUAACAGACACAUUCCUAAAAAGGACCUAUGAGUAUGAUGACAUCGCCCAGGUGUGUGUAGUGUGUCCCUUCUUGAGUCCAGAGAGUUAGACCUCCACCCCUCAACACCACCUCCACUGCACAUCUCAGACGGACCAAAUGUGCUCUUCUCUCCUCUCAGACUUCUCUCUCUCCCUCUGUAUCUCUCUCUCUCUCUAAUGCCCAUCUAUCUCCCAUUUUGUCAUGUCUCUGAUUCUGCACUCCCCAUCAACUUUUAUGUGUUUUAAAUAUUAUUUUAAAAAUACUUAUGUUUUAAAUGUCUAUAUGUGAAUAAAAUAAUCAUGUUCUGUUCUGA
Messenger RNA from Alosa alosa (allis shad), 1399 nucleotides. It is a transcript of the gene trappc13, whose product is annotated as trafficking protein particle complex subunit 13. The record is from RefSeq and is a predicted model, not a curated record. Lineage: Eukaryota; Metazoa; Chordata; Actinopteri; Clupeiformes; Clupeidae. Bases 37 to 1155 code for a protein of 372 amino acids. The transcript is spliced from 12 exons. Gene Ontology annotation, cellular component: TRAPPIII protein complex.